Molecule: messenger RNA, 4131 nt
Organism: Psammomys obesus (fat sand rat)
Lineage: Eukaryota; Metazoa; Chordata; Mammalia; Rodentia; Muridae
Gene: Srpk1
Product: SRSF protein kinase 1
Exons: 16
Coding region: 89-2038 (649 amino acids)
Biological process (GO): protein phosphorylation; spliceosomal complex assembly; regulation of mRNA processing
Molecular function (GO): ATP binding; protein kinase activity
Source: RefSeq, a predicted model, not a curated record
UGGAGGGAGAGCUGGGAUUUGGGCCGCGGCGGGAGCCCGAGUCGCCGUCACUCGAGUGCGCAGGCGCCUGGCGGUUACCGGUCUCGCCAUGGAGCGGAAAGUGCUCGCGCUCCAGGCCCGAAAGAAAAGGACCAAGGCCAAGAAGGACAAAGCCCAGAGGAAGCCUGAAACUCAGCACCGAGGCUCUGCACCCCAGUCCGAGAGCGACAUCCCAGAGCAGGAGGAGGAGAUACUGGGGUCUGACGACGAUGAGCAAGAAGACCCCAAUGACUACUGCAAAGGAGGUUAUCAUCUUGUGAAAAUUGGAGAUCUAUUUAACGGGCGGUACCAUGUGAUCCGGAAGCUGGGCUGGGGGCACUUUUCCACAGUGUGGUUAUCAUGGGAUAUUCAGGGAAAGAAGUUUGUGGCAAUGAAAGUGGUUAAAAGUGCCGAACAUUACACAGAAACAGCUCUGGAUGAGAUCCGGCUGCUGAAGUCGGUUCGCAAUUCAGACCCGAAUGAUCCAAAUGGAGAAAUGGUUGUUCAGCUGUUGGAUGACUUUAAAAUAUCAGGCGUUAAUGGAACACAUAUCUGCAUGGUGUUUGAAGUUUUGGGCCAUCAUCUGCUCAAGUGGAUCAUCAAGUCCAACUACCAGGGGCUUCCGCUGCCUUGUGUCAAAAAAAUCAUCCAGCAAGUGCUACAAGGUCUGGAUUACUUACACACCAAAUGCCGGAUCAUCCACACUGACAUCAAACCAGAGAACAUCUUGUUGUCAGUGAACGACCAGUACAUUCGGAGGCUGGCUGCAGAAGCGACAGAAUGGCAGCGAUCUGGGGCGCCCCCACCUUCUGGGUCUGCAGUCAGUACUGCUCCGCAACCUAAGCCAGCUGACAAAAUGUCAAAGAAUAAGAAGAAGAAAUUGAAGAAGAAGCAGAGGCGCCAGGCAGAAUUACUAGAGAAGCGAAUGCAGGAAAUUGAGGAGAUGGAGAAAGAGUCGGGCCCUGGGCAAAAAAGACCUAACAAGCAAGAAGAAUCAGAGAGUCCUGUUGAAAGACCCUUGACAGAGAACCCACCUAAUAAAAUGACCCAAGAGAAACUUGAAGAACCAAGGUCCGCUGGCCAGGACCAGACACUCACGUGUGAUGUGGAGGACGGCGGAGCACAAGUUAAUUGCAAUGGAGUCAUCGGGAUCACUGAUGACACUGAAAACAGUAAUGCUGAGACGUUGAGGCAUCAGGAGGAUGUGCAGAAUGCUAAUGACUGUGAUGCCCACACUUUGAAGCAGGAACCUGGGUCCCUAAACUCCCCAAAUGAAGACAGCAGUGCAUCUCAAGAGACAGACUCUUGCACACCUGUGACCUCUGAGGUGUCGGAGACCAUGGUGUGCCAGUCGUCCCCGGUGAAGCUCAGUGAGCAGGACAUCAGUCAGCUUCAAGAGAGCAUUUGUGCAGGGACGCCUUCUGGGGAUGAGCAAGAGCACAACGGACCCCUGGGCAGCAAAGGAAAAUUCACUGCUGGAAAUUUUCUUAUUAAUCCCCUUGAGCCAAAAAAUGCAGAAAAACUGAAGGUGAAGAUCGCUGACCUUGGGAACGCCUGCUGGGUGCACAAGCAUUUCACCGAAGAUAUCCAGACACGGCAGUAUCGGUCUUUGGAAGUUCUGCUGGGAUCUGGCUACAACACCCCGGCUGACAUCUGGAGCACCGCGUGCAUGGCCUUUGAAUUAGCCACAGGUGACUAUUUGUUUGAGCCUCAUUCAGGGGAGGAUUACACACGAGAUGAAGACCACAUCGCCUUGAUCAUAGAACUCCUGGGGAAGGUGCCUCGUAAGCUCAUCGUGGCGGGGAAAUACUCCAAGGAGUUCUUCACCAAAAAAGGUGACCUGAAGCACAUCACCAAGCUGAAGCCGUGGGGUCUUCUGGAGGUCCUGGUGGAAAAGUACGAGUGGCCUGAGGAGGAAGCUGCUGGCUUCACAGCCUUUCUGCUGCCCAUGUUGGAGCUCGUCCCUGAGAAGAGAGCCACCGCUGCCGAGUGUCUCCGGCACCCUUGGCUGAAUUCCUAACCCUCCUGCCACUGCAGCAGAGCUCAUCACACUGACCCUCGCCCUUCCCUCUGACUUGCCCUCCUCCCUUUUCAGGGGAAGCUCUUUCUUCAAGGGUUUCUGAUUUUUUUCCCCCCGUUAUUCCAACAUGUUCAUUUGGGUUUGCUUCCUUGAUCCUGUGGAAAUCCCACAGCCAUUGGGCAUCCUAGGUGAAUUUGGCCUUGGUUGGGCUCUGCCAAAGACUAAAAAAAGUAUGAACAGCCUCACCCUCUGCCCUGCCCUUUUCAUUCGGUGUCAGCACCCUUUUUUUGAGAAGAGCUGUGAAGACCUGUGAGUCCAUCCUCUUUAUUCUCUGACUCUAAGAGUCAUAUUUUCUGUGCGUGUCCACGGCCAGCACAAGGUUGAGGAGGGAAGGGUGUGAAUUCUGUGAGCAGCAGAGACAUUAAACGUGCUGCGUCCAGGCUGCAGCAUCUUCCUGGAUUCUUUCUGUGUUUUCUAUGGUCACAUUUUUUCCUGCGACUUUGACGCUAUGUUUUUUCGAUGAGCAACCAAUGUGGGUACCAGUUUAGCACUGUUGAGAGCACUGUUGGAUACCUCUAGGCCUCUGACCACUAUGGUCCUGGAAUCUGGAGCCCUGUUUUAAAUGUGGACAGACAGAACCAGUGACAGUUCCUGGAGUUUCAGGUGGUGUGCGGAUAGUUCUUUUCUGUGUCUUCUGUUGCCCUAAGUCCCGUUUGAACACCCUCCUGCCACUUUGCUUGCUCAGCUUGAAUGGACUGUUGUAACUAGAGCAUUGUUGUGAUCCAGGUGGGAGAUGGACCGUAGGUUUCAGAGCUGUCCCAUCUGGGGAGUGUUCCCACAUUCCAAGUCCUUGCUAGACAGCUCUCUGCUUCCAUCCACAGCUUUUCCUUGCUUAGUUUCCUUGACUCAGUUUCUCCAUGUGGCUUUGUUGUUCCAUUUCUCAGAAGCUCGGGGUCUUUCUUGAAUCCUGGGUGAGGAACCAAGGGGCGGGGGAGGAUGGCAUGAACCUCGUUCUUUUUUCCCGUUGGUUUUGACAUUAGCCAUCCAAUGCUGCUAUUUCCUUGUAUAAUGUAAGUUUUUAAGUACAAUUUUGAGAUGAUUGAAAUGUACUUGAGGCUUUUCUUAAUGCAAAAAGGCUUUGUGAAUUUUUUUUUUUUUUUUUAGGCUCGGCCUCUCAUAGACUUGAUUACCUAAACAUUACAUGUUCCUUGGGUGAAGCAAGCAUCAGAGGGACAGGAUUGGGGUCACAUGAUGGCUGCUUGCUAGUUUAGCAAGGACCAAGGGUCUUGACUGCAGUAGUCUCUGGGAGCAGCUCAGUUUCUAACUGAGCUGGGAGAAGCCACGGAGAUGCAAGCCAAGGCUCCCCUAGCAAGCCGAGUGACCGCUCACUGCCUCCUGCUGUGUGGAAGACUGGAGAGUCACCCUCAUGAUUGGCUCACCAGCAAGCAGCUUCACCUGAGGAACUGGCCAGCCAUUCAUUGGCUCUUGAUUGGUUACUCCUGGAACCAGACGUGUUCCCGUAGAAAGAGUUUAAGUCAGGCUAUCUAUGCACCUAUCAAGAAUAAAGAGAGCAGAUGACAUCACAUAACGGCAGGGAGAUCAAUCCUACGGCAGUUUACGCCUGUCUGGGUUGGCAACUGUACUGACAUCUAAAGCAAUAGCAGACCUACCUGAAACUGCUUCUCAGCAAAUCAGUUGUGGGAUUACAGGAAUCCUAGUGACAUUAAGGUGACAUGACCAAGAAACACAAGCCAACAGCAGACCUAUUUUAAUCAUUUGAUUUCACAGGAAAUUUUAAAUGGGGGGAGAACCUGGAACGUCAUUCUGGAAAUAAGUCCCACCAAAUAAGGGCUUUCCCCUACCACUUAGGGAGCCAGAGGACUUGUGAGCCACGAAGGGGCUUGUGAGCUGUCUGCCCACAGGCUCCUGAGCUUGGCUGAGCACAGCAGGUAUUGUGGAGGCCAGGUCUCGCUCAAGGACUGCUGUUGGCUCUUGGUUAAGAAUAAAGCCCUGAUAUGUUUUAUAUUCUUUCUACUGAGUGCAUUGUUUGUGUCCUCACAAAUGCAGAUCAAUAAACAGAGUAUUUAAUAACC